This is a messenger RNA of Colletotrichum truncatum, 630 nucleotides long. Its product is annotated as nudix domain protein. NCBI's taxonomy places the organism in Eukaryota, Fungi, Ascomycota, Sordariomycetes, Glomerellales, Glomerellaceae. Gene Ontology annotation, biological process: NAD+ catabolic process; NADP+ catabolic process. Gene Ontology annotation, cellular component: peroxisome; cytosol. Gene Ontology annotation, molecular function: NADH pyrophosphatase activity. The record is from RefSeq and is a predicted model, not a curated record.
AUGGCUACCGCCCCCAACUCCCAAGCACAGCCUCCUCCGCCACCCCCGGCAUUCACCCUCACCUUCCCGCCGUCACUGGAGUCUUACAACAGAACAGCACGGGCGUGGCUGACGGAGAACUCGAAGCACUGGGACGGCAUCGUGACAGGCGCGCUCGUCUUCGACUCGCAGAACCGCGUCCUGCUCCUCCAGCGCGCGGCGCACGACAGCAUGCCGAACCUAUGGGAGACGCCAGGCGGCGCGACGGACGACGAAGACGCCAGUCUCUUUGUUGCCUGCGCGAGGGAGCUGUGGGAGGAGGCGGGGCUCGAGGCCGUUGAGAUCGUGCGGGCGGUGACCGAGGGCCCGGAUAGACCUGCCGGCAGCGUGUUUACGAACCGCAACGGCACCAGGAUCUACAGUCGAUUCUCGUUCGAGGUGAAGGUCAAGAACGAGAAUGAGGUGAGGAUCGACCCUGCGGAACACCAGGAUUAUGUGUGGGCUACCGAGGAGGAGGUGAAGGCGCAGAGGGUGGGGGACAAGCCGAUUCCCAUUACGAUAGGGCAGAUGACAAGGAUUAUUCUUGAAGGGUUCCGGUUGAGGAGAGAGGAGGCGGUGGAGGGGGGGAGAGAGGUUGUACAAGGGAGAUGA